GUUGAUUGGCAGAAAAAGUGGGAAAGCAAAGUUGAUUGGCAGACAAAGUGGGAAAGCAAAGUUGAUUGGCAGCACUUUCAUUAUGUGCAUGUGGCUUUUGUCCUUCGGAGAAACGCAGAGUUUUAUUGUUGAGCUGUUUAAGAGAACUAGAGCAAGGCAAACCGAGAGAAAAGAAGAGAAGUGAGGCAGAGAGCAGAGAAGAAAAGGAGCCGCUGCUGUGGGAGAAUAAAUAAAAUUCCAGUUGUUUUCUUCUUCAUUUCCUGCUGCACAAGAGCGUUGUUCUAGAGACACUAUUCUUAUUUGCCUCUCCUUUAUUCUAUCUUGUAUUUGUGAGUGUGAACUUGCCUUCAAAUGGCCAUUUCUGAAGUCACUCCUUUCUUAUUUGCCAUAGGCAUCUAAGUUGUCUAAUUAAUAUGCCCUCUUCCUUAAUUUCGAUAAAUUCCUAUUGGAUUGAAUGCCUCUUCCCUUCCUCCUAAUAUUCUCUCUCACUAUGUCUAGAGGAAGUCUCCUAUUUGCUGCACACAUAGCCCUUCUCCUUCUCCUUCUUCCUCCUUCCUUCUGUUUCCAAACAUCCACCCUGGAAGAUAGUGCCCUUUUUUGUGGCAAUAUUAACAUAAGUUCUCCAUUCUAUUUAAAUGGAGACCUUCAAAACUGUGGCAACAACACUUUUGAGCUAUAUUGUGAGGAAAAUGUUACAGUAAUAUGCUUGUAUUCGGGAAAGUAUUACGUAAAGGCGAUCAAUUACAGUGACUGGACAAUCCGAGUUGUGGAUGCUGGUGUUCAGAAGAAAGACAACUACUUCUCCAACCCACUUUACUCUUUAACCUCCUACAACCUUAGUGCUCGUGGAGAUCCUUUUUCAUCUAUUUUUUAUAAUAGCGACAAAGAUAUUCUAGAACUCCGACUGUAUAGUCUAGCGAUACGUGAAGUGUCUAUAAUUUUUAUCAGCUGUACAAAUCCAAUGCAUUCUCCUCGCCUUGUUGAUACAGCUCCAUGCAUCAACAAUUCUGCCAAUUCUUCUUUGUCCAGUGCUUUAAGAAUGUUUUCUUAUGUCAUGAUUGGCAACAUAAGUUCAUUCGAUUUGGGGGAGUCCUGCAAAAUAACACAAAUGGUUGUGGCGUCACCUUCAACAUCUGUAGAUGACCUGCACCAGUACUUGUCCUGUGAAGCUAUAUAUAAUGAAAUUGCGCAUGGCUUUGAGCUCUCAUGGUUUAACGGUGCAUGUAACUUAUGUAGAAGGGAUAAGGAGAACUGCACGCUCGACAACGUGGAUAAGGAGAACUGCCCUUCAACGAAAGAACAUUUGUACAAGGUGAUCUUACGCUCUAUACCAUUUAUAGUAGCCAAGUUUUUCACGUCAGUAUACUAUUUGUAUGUCUUUGCGCUCACCAACAGGUGCAACAGGGAUAUGUCCCUUGAGUGGCUUCCAUUAACCUGUGUAAUCUCUUACCUAGGUAAUGUGAACUACUUGAAAUCAGUUACUGUGUAG
Molecule: messenger RNA, 1489 nt
Organism: Prunus avium (sweet cherry)
Lineage: Eukaryota; Viridiplantae; Streptophyta; Magnoliopsida; Rosales; Rosaceae
Source: RefSeq, a predicted model, not a curated record